Messenger RNA from Psammomys obesus (fat sand rat), 4206 nucleotides. It is a transcript of the gene Wdr76, whose product is annotated as WD repeat domain 76. NCBI's taxonomy places the organism in Eukaryota, Metazoa, Chordata, Mammalia, Rodentia, Muridae. Bases 289 to 1866 code for a protein of 525 amino acids. The record is from RefSeq and is a predicted model, not a curated record. The transcript is spliced from 13 exons. Gene Ontology annotation, cellular component: nucleus. Gene Ontology annotation, biological process: regulation of DNA damage checkpoint. Gene Ontology annotation, molecular function: protein binding; DNA binding.
UUUAACUUCUCAAGAUUUGGAAACUUCCUUCUGGCGGGCAGUUACUUCUUUGGGGUUUUGGUGAACGAAUAUAAAGAAAAUGAAAAUAUUGCUUAUACUUCUUUGAGACCAAUACAGACUACAACUUUAGGGAAAACAGCUAAGGUUUAUCUUUCCCCAUUUUCGCUCAGCAAUUCCAAGCUAGGCCUAUUUAAGUUGUCCGAAUCCCCGGUGGAAAAGAGUUCUAGUAAUGCAGUGUGUAAGAAGACCAGCCUGAAGAAAGCUUGCAGAACCGUUUUAACUCCAAAGAUGAAGGCCUUAUCCUCCAAGGCAGAAUCCGGUCUGCUGAAACUGUCCUCGGAAGCUUAUCCUCAGAGUACCAAGCUGGAGCACAGGAGCACGUCAGACUCAGGGCCUCUUGGUGCGGACGUGCACAGCAGCGACGAGGACAGCGCCCCAGGCCUGGAUGACUUUUCAACAUUGUCACCUUAUGAGAGGAAGAGAUUGAAGAACAUCAGAGAAAAUGCAAACUUUUUUGCCUCCCUUCAGUUAUCAGAGUCAGCUGCAAGGCUCCGUGGAAUGAUAAAGAAGAGACAGCCACCUGAGUCAAAGAGAAAGAGGCCUAAGAAGAAAGAAAGCGAGAUCGGAUGUCGCCGGUCCAUGCGGUUGUUGAAAGUGGAGCCGUUGGGAAUUUCCUCACCAUCAGCAGAACCAGCAUUAGAAGAGGAAGGAAUUCCUUUGUUACCUCCUGGACCCUUAGAAAUGAUUCCUGAAAACCAAGAUGACAGCAGUGAACUGUUGAAAGCAUCUUUGAAGACAUGGGCAGAGAUGAGCAGGAUGAGUAAUGAGAAGACCAAGAAGGGCCUAUCCAGCGUUAAAAGCUACAAAGCCUAUUUAAGUGGUAUGGUCGUCAGUGAGGCUACGGUUCGUAAAGUGACCAAAGGGGCCAUCUCCUCUGUGGCCAUCCACCCAUCAGAAGUGAGAACCCUGGUAGCAGCAGGGGCCAAGUCUGGGCAAAUCGGACUUUGGGAUUUGAGCCAGCAGGGCGAAGAUGAAGAUGGAGUGUAUGCCUUCUGUCCUCACAGUCAGCCUGUCAGCUGUCUGUACUUCUCACCCAGCAAUCCAGCCCACCUUCUGUCCCUGAGCUAUGAUGGCACACUGCGAUGUGGGGACUUUUCCAGCGCCGUUUUUGAAGAGGUGUACAGGAACGAGACAAAUUCCCUCUCCUCCUUUGACUUCUUGGCCGACGAUGCCUCCACCCUGUUAGUGGGACACUGGGAUGGACAUUUGUCACUGGUAGAUAGACGGACACCUGGAACUUCCUAUGAGCAGUUUUUUAACUCCUCUUUGGGAAAAAUACGAACUGUUCAUGUCCACCCAGUAUCCAGACAGUAUUUUAUCACAGCAGGAUUGAGGGAUAUUCAUAUUUAUGAUGUGAGGUGCCUGAACUCCAGGAGGAGCCAGCCUCUGCUCUCCCCGACUGGACACUCGAAGAGCAUUGCCUCUGCGUACUUUUCACCUGUUACUGGUAACAGAGUGGUGACCACGUGUGCUGACUGUAAGCUGAGAGUCUUUGACAGCAGCUCCAUAUCUUCCCAGAUUCCUCUCCUCACCACCAUCAGGCACAACACAAUCACUGGGAGAUGGCUAACGAGGUUCCAGGCUGUGUGGGACCCUAAACAAGAAGAUUGCUUCAUAGUUGGUAGCAUGGCCCACCCCCGGCGGGUGGAGGUCUUCCAUGAGACGGGAGAGACCGUGUAUUCUCUUCUGGGAGAAUGUCUUGUAUCUGUGUGUUCCCUCAGCGCGAUGCAUCCUACUCGCUAUAUCCUGGCUGGAGGUAAUUCCAGCGGGAGGGUGCAUGUUUUUAUGCACCAAGAAAGCCUCUGAGCUACUGGGUAGGUUCAACAAAUUGCUGAAAAUUGUUCUGUGGCUAAAGAACCUCGAGAUUUCUCUCACUCGGUGUAGUGCAUUUGUUGAGUUAUUUGUUAUAUUUAGCAAAUAUGACAUUGCUUUCUCGGUGAGACCUCUGUGCAGAAUGUGGGAUUAGCAGGGGAGGAACUUUAAGGCCAUCUCUAGAGGAUGAGGUGGGGACCUGGAGCAGAAAUUGGGAUGCUUUCAGCACUCUCUGCUUGAUUGAGACAGGGUAAUUUGUAGUCCAGCUCAGACUCUGUAGUCAGGAAUGACCUGGAACUCAUGAGCCUCUUGCCUCUACCUAUUAAGUGCCAAAACCCCAGGCGUGGACCACUGCGCUCAGCUCAGCAUCGCUCAGCACUUUCCAUUAGGCUGCAUUCUGAGAAAUCCUAACAAAUUAGAAAGCUUUGAACGGCUGUGAUUAACUCUCUGGGAUAUAAUGGGAGACUAUCCGCUGCAGUAGUGAUCUGUAGAUCCGUGAUUUAUUUAGUUUGGGGUGAAUAUUUAUUUCUUACACUGGAAUAGGUCCUAAAAGGUCCUCUAAGUCUAAUGAUGAAACAUUAUUGGACCCCAGGGACACCUGCUGGGCACAUAGUCUGCUAUUGACUCAAAUACCCCCGCUCUGAAACUUAAUGUGUUUUGCUUUGUUGCUGACUGGACCUCCCUAUGAAGCCCAGGCUACCCUUGAACUUCAGUCUCACUUUCCCAAGUACUAAUUCCAUAGGUUUGUACUACCGUGCCCAGCCAGAACUUAGUUUGGUAAGCUAAGAACCUCUUUGGGGAUCCAUGUUUCUCAGUUCAGUGUCACUCAAAAUUCCACUGGGGCUCGAGCCUGCACACUUAGAGCUCUGCCGUCUGCUUUCUCUGGGAAGCUCCUGGAAUGGGUCAGGACUGCACUGUGUUUGAACUUGCAUCUUUAACUAUAUUCUCAUGUUUCACUGUGUACAGACUGGGCUCCAGGCAAGGCUUGUAGUUUUUCACAUGAAAUUAGUAACCCCAGCAUUUGAGAGGCAGAAGCCAGAGAAUCCAGAGUUCAAGGCCAGCCUGGCUCACCUUCCCUUGCCCCCAUAUUAAUAAAGCACAGAAAAAAACAAUUCAGAUGUUUUUAUUUUUUAAGUAGAGUAUUUAAAAAGAAAACUUAGUUCCAUAUGCACACAUAUAGGGUAUAUGUUUAUGUAUAUUCUGCUGAAUCGGUGGCCUGGUGUCACAGUGUAGUCAACCUUUUCCAUUGCUGUUUGUCAAAGUUACUUCUGAAAGGCUUAGAGUUUAGGCAGUAUGUUUGGAUUGUAAGAGGGAAUACUCAAUUAUACGUCACAAAUAAAAUGAUAACGAAUUUUCUUUCAAUAAUUUCUCGAGUAAUCUUCUUUAUAGUUAAGAAUCUAAAGGCUAGAAAUGGCUCAGCAGUUAAGAGCACUGGCUGCUCUUUCAAAUGACCCCAGUUUGAUCCCCAGCACCUACAUGGUGGCUCACAGUCACGCUGGACUCCAGUUCCAGGGGAUCCAGUGCCGAGUUCUGGUCUCUGCAGGGACCGCAUACACGUGGUAUCCAGACGUACAUACAGAACUCUCUUAACAUAAGAUUAAAACAAAGGUGAAAAAAAAAUCUAAGAAUUAAGUGUGGUGGCCCACGACCUUAAUCCCAUCACCCGGGAGGCAGAGACAGGCAGAUCUCCGAGUUCAAAGGUAGUUCAGUCUACCUAGUGGAUUCCAGGCCAGCCAGUGGGAACCCAUCUAAAAACAAACGAAAUUAAGUAUUGGAGGCUUAGUUUUCAUAAUUAUGGAUAAUCAUAAGGAAAUGGUAGUCCUGUUUCAUAGCUGAUACAGGGUUUUUCCCAGUUUUAUUUAUUCACACACAUAUAUACACAUGCACUGCAUGUUUGUUGCCCAGGAGGUCAGCGAAGGGCAUCAGAGCCCCUGGAACAUUUGAGCCACCAUGUGGGUGCUGAGAUCUGAACCUGGGUCCUCUGCAAGUACUGAGCCAUUCAUCUCUCCGUGGAUUGUGAACUCGAGAAAGUGGAACCAGUUACAAGAUUUUUGUUUUUAAAAAAAGACCCAUUCUCUUACGAUAUUUAAAUAUUUAUUAACUUUAAAAAUAAUCUUCAUGGCACCAAUGAUUUUCUGCUAACUACACACUGCAUAUGUAGAAAAAAGUACAUUGCUUUGAAGGAAAACGUAACUUAGAUUUUGGCACACAAAAGGUUAACAGCUCUAGAUCUUUAAAUGAAACUAAGAAAUUCACAUUUGUAGGUAGGUUACCCUCUACUUCCUAAAGGUACGGGACACUAUUCAGUAUCGUCUCCUCUGCUCAACGAUGCUA